AUGGAAAAGAUGUGCACUGACAAGCAAUGCACAGCGCUCCGGGCCUUUCAUCAAGGCACUCUUCAUGGACAAGAAGGGUCAUGUCCACUUUGCGGAGAAGACAUCACCUUCAUCCAUUUGCUGUGGCAGUGCAGUUUCUGGAAAGGAAGAGUCAAGGAUCUGCCAGACCAAUGGCACGAAAGACUUCAAGCGGGAACCGAACCGGAGCUUUGGAAUCGCGGUAUGACACAGAGCCUCUUCUACAUCCCGGAUGGCGGCAUGGCCACUUUCAAUGGAGAAGGUCUUUGGUCCAAUCUGGAGACCCUGCCGGUGGGAGCCGGUCAAGCUUUCUCUGUGGCCAUUGCUCCAACUUGUCGUGACCCACGACAUCGAAGGUUUGCCUUUGCCAUUUGCAUCCACAACGUCCACUCCAAGGAACGGAUUGCCUCGAUCACUGGCAUUUGUCCUGGGCAUGCAUCCAGACAGAGGGCUUUCUUCUACGCCCUCAAGCACCUGUCUUUGCACAUCAAUGACAAGGUGCAAGUCCCGGUUUUCCAGCACACCACAUGGAAACUCUGGACUUGGAUGGCAGCUUUCGAGCACUUCCCGGACCUUUGUCAAGGCUUGGAGCAGGAAGACUAUGAUCAGGUCCGUCUCUUACUCCUGAGCGGCUCUGAUUUGAACAGCAGCCACAACCGGAAGCUCUUCCAAAAGGACGCACAAGCCAAAGCCACUCAGGCUGCCAUUUUGGCUCGCCCAGAAGAGAUCUUGGACCUCCAACGACAGGAAAUCCAGGAAGGCCUCAAUGCACCCUGCACUCAAGCCAUUUUGGCCAAAGAGCACAAAAAGACUAGGUUUGAAGUCAUCCAUGACCUCUUGGACAUGCAGCAAGCUCCGGUUGAAGGACAGCACCACUUCAAGCUUGACAAAGCUUACUUGAGGUGCCAAGUUUGCCGAUGCUACAUUUUGGCAAGAGCGGGGGAGGAACAAUUCCACCGUUUCCUCGGCUCCUACUGCCAUCAUGGGCCACUGGAUGCAGCUGAAUGGAGGGGGCAUCCCACGCAUCAGAUGAUGCGCACCGGCAACAUGGCUGAAUGCAAGCUGUGCAAAGCCAAGACGAAGAUGACGGGCAACAACUGGGACCUCACCCCGAAGUUAC
Messenger RNA from Durusdinium trenchii, 1138 nucleotides. The record is from the annotation of a GenBank genome assembly. NCBI's taxonomy places the organism in Eukaryota, Dinophyceae, Suessiales, Symbiodiniaceae.